CUACCGUUUCAGCUUUCGUUUGUUUUUUUUAAUGAUUAAAGAAAUUCCUGCUUGCAUACCUGAUUUCCAAUAUUUCCAGUUAUUCUUUUCGAUGAAAAAAGUUUGCUUUACAUAUCAUCCAAUAAUAAAAAUGGGGUCAAACUGCAAUUUUAUCUUGAACUUUUGCAUCAAAGAGUAUGAGUGAGUGAAUUUCUCUAAGUUUGCUUUAAUUUUCUCCUUUUGUUUCCAUCCUGUGGCUGAGAUUAAUAGACAACACACCUUUUCAAAGGUUGGAAGAAAAAAACAAAUGUGUUGAGGAGUUGUGAUGCCCCAUGUCGAGUCAUUUUGACGUGCAACCAAUUCACAAAGCAGUAGGUAUUGAUGUUAAAAAUACGAGUUUUUUCCUUUUCUUUUUGCCGUUUUAAGAUUCAUUGUUUAGGCAACAACCUCUAGUUGGUUCUUCCUUCCAUUGAUGGAUUGGUUUGGAAGGAGAAAUGUGCCUAAUUGGUGGUGUCGUCAGAAUCGAAUCCCUUUCCCCAUCCCCAUGUAGUUGUUGUUUGCAGUUUGGUAUAAGAAAGUGAAGUUUCAUGUUUUCCUCAGGUGUAUAUUGUAUCCUUUUAUUUCUUACUGGCUUGCUUGGCCAUUUGAAAGAGCAGCAACCCACGUGAGCUCAACUUCAGUUUUAGUGUUAGUGUCUCACUGUCUCUUGAUUGUCAAAAGAAAAAGGUGUUAGUUUCUCUAGUUUACUCCCAAAACCCAUAUUGCAUUUUGCAGAUCCCCAUGUUCCCUCCAUUCCCAGCUUUGUUUUUCACUCACGAAAGAAGACAUCCCUUUCUAUUCAGCCAUAAACUAGUGUGGUUGUGGUAAAAAAAAUAAGAAGUUAGGUGCACCAGUAAGUAUUGUAGCCCAAUAUAUUUGAAAAUAUGGAAAAUUUGGUGUGGUGGGGUGGGUUAUUGGGCAGGACUAGGAAAGUUACAUAUUAACCACCAAAUUAUAGCCUUGCUUUGCUUCUUCGGUGGGACUUAGUUGUCCCUUUAUGCACUGCUGACACAUCAGAUUGUCCUUGAAACCCAGGGAAGGUCGGUGGAUGAUUGUAAGUAUCAUGUUCUCGAUGCCCCUUUCCAUGCCCUUCUUUUUCUUUUUCAACCCCCCUUUUCCAAAUCCUUUCUCUCCUCGGACUCACCUAUUCGCCUACCCCUUUUUAUUCAUCUCUUCUAUAAAAUUUCUCAUGCUCACUUGGUUUCCCUUGCCUCCCCUCUCCUUCCACUCUGUCUCUUGAGUUGUACAAACAAAAUUGGGAAAGAAACAAUAAAGUAAAACCCAGAAUGCUUUUGGCUUUGUUUUGUUUACUAAUUUUUGUGGGCCUGAGUGGCAUCCCAUGUGCUGGGGAAUCAAGUGUAUCAUUCAUUCCUUUUGUGCUUGCUGCGUGAUAUGUUCACCGUCAGUUCCCUCAUUCAUUCUUAACUAACUUUUUUUUUUUUGGGUCCGCCGCAGGUGUAUUAUCUAUAAGUAUCAGCUCCUGCUUGUUAGCUAUUUCCUCUGUCCUCCUGGACUGGAACUCUCUCCUCUGUAGAACUCCUAUUCCUCCUAUUUUUAUUUCAGACAAGUCAAAGGUUCUGUAAUCAUUACUGCAAAUGGGCGAGGAAGCUAAACAGGAAGAAGCUAAGCCGGAGGUCAAGGCCGAGGAGAACAAAGAAGAGACAACAGAGGAUAAACCAGCUGAGGCGAAGGAGGGCGAAGAAGUUAAGCCCCCACCUCCCUUCAUUCUGUUUGUGGACCUGCAUUGUGUGGGAUGUGCCAAGAAGAUAGAGAAAUCCCUCAUGAAGAUCAGAGGAGUGGAGGGCGUGGCAAUAGAUAUGGCUCAAAGCCAGGUGACCAUCAAAGGGAUAGUGGAACCUCAAGCUGUCUGCAACAUGAUAAGGAAGAAAACAAAGAGAAGAGCCCAAGUUUUAUCUCCAUUGCCUGAGGCUGAGGGUGAACCUAUGCCCCAAGUUGUCAAUUCCCAGGUUGCUGCAACAUCAACGGUGGAGCUUAAUGUAAACAUGCACUGUGAGGCUUGUGCUGAGCAACUGAAGAAAAAGAUACUCAAAAUGAGAGGAGUUCAAACAGCAGUAACAGAGGUACCAGCAGGGAAAGUGAUAGUGACAGGAACCAUGGAUGCCAAAAAGCUGGUGGAUUACAUUUACAGGAGUACGAAAAAGCAAGCCAAGAUUGUUCCUCAGCCGGAGCCGGAGCCACAGCCAGAAGCAGGAAUCGUCGCAGCAGAAAAUCCAGGAGGCGGUGAAGACAAAAAGGAUGAAGGCCAAGGUGGGGAGGAGAAAGGAGAGGAAAAAUCUGAAGCCAUUAAAGAAGCAGGUGGUGAAGCAGCAGCAGCUGAAAGUAACAAGGUCAAGGAGGAAGCCAAGAAGGAAGGAGAUGUAACUAACAUCGUCAUGAACAACAACAACAACAACAACAGUGACUUUGCGGCAGAGGAUGAGAAUAUGAAAAGGUUGAUGUACUACCACCAGUACCAGCCGCUGUAUGUGAUAGAGAGAAUUCCGCCACCUCAACUCUUCAGCGAUGAGAACCCAAAUGCCUGCUGCAUUUCAUAGUAUAUAUAGUAUUUGUAAUUAAUACAAUAUAUAUAUACCUGUAAAUCUGCAGGUCAUUUCAUUUCUUGAAAAUAAAGAUCCCAAGUCGCACUUAACCACCGAAAAUUGUAUCGAAAAAAUUAUCGAAAAGGUUUUUAAUGUUGAAAACUUGAAAUAGUGGUUACACUAUAAUUCUAUUAUUGCAUAAAGCUAAAAUAAUUUG
Linum trigynum is the source of this 2775-nucleotide messenger RNA. Lineage: Eukaryota; Viridiplantae; Streptophyta; Magnoliopsida; Malpighiales; Linaceae. The record is from the annotation of a GenBank genome assembly.